AUGCUUCAAAGGUGUCGCACCUUCAUGUUUGAUUGUGAUGGUAUCCUCAGUCACAUUUAACACUUUUCCCGUCAGGCACACUAUGGACUCCGUCUGGUCUAAUACCGGGAGCGGCCGAUUUGGUUGGCUACUUGAAAAAGACUGGGAGACAAUGCCUCUUGAUCACAAACAAUAGUUCAAAAUCAGUCGAGCGUAAUUAUGAAGUGUGCUGCAAGUUGGGCUUGCCCGUCGACAAGGUAGAUGGUAUUCUUUAAUUACUGUCGGUAGUCAGAUAUUAUAUGCACAGCCAAUGUUGCUGCAUAUUAUUUUUCAAAAAAGGGUAUUCGCGGGCCCGUUUACGUAAUAGGGCGAGAAGGUCUUGCCCACGAAUUCGACAAAGUCGGAAUUUCGUAUUUCGGUAUUGGCGUAAGUGGUUUAUUUCGCAUAUACUUGUUUAUUUUUUGUAGGAGGAGCCAACAAAGGUUAAAGAAUUUGACCCGUCAACUUUGGACCAUCGAGUAAGUUAAUGCGCGUUUUCUCCAGCUCGGCAGACACAAGCUGUUUUAGUGGGAUACGAUCCUUUUUUUAACUACGUUAAGCUGAUGAAAGCAGCCACUCUUAUUGCUAGAGGAUGCCAGUUUUGCGCUACCAACGAGGAUGCCCAACUGCCAGCAUUCGGUUACGUGUGUCCAGGUAACGGUCAUCCACACUCAACGCUCUGCCCCUUGUCGCAUUUACACAAAACUACUCGACAACCCCUUUAUGUUUGUAAAUUAGCGUACGCAUUCGACUUUUUAAAAAAGCGACGACAUUUUUUCUCAUGCAGUAUCUAUACUUCAAAAGACGGUGGUUCCGUUUGAUGUAGAAAGUGUCUGCACAUCGAUACUCAAAUUUGACUUUACUCGGUGAAACAAGGCAGUUUGUCUGAACUACGCCAUGUACAUCUUGGAGUCGAUCGUUGUAGAUACACUGAAAACUAGUUGUGAUGUUUUUGGGAAAUUUUGCGUAUAAUUUCCAGUCCCCUUUAAUUCAUUGUCUUAAUUAUAAAAUUAACUAUAAACACAUGUGCCGCCCUCAAGCCUACUUGGAUCAUUUUGCUAUUGAUAGUAAUUCUGACCUCAGUAGCCUCCACCUGUAUGAGCUUCACUUUCCAAACUUAUUAGGGGAAGUACAUUCAGGUAGCCAAGACCAAGAUCAAACGCACGUCAGUGUUCCUCUAGUGAGAUCUCAGACAACGCUUUAUAUCCUAAGCUUCUAUCCAGGGACGUUGUGAGAAUGCAGAUCAUCAAUAUUGAUUAAGACAAUUGCACUACCACCAUCAUCAGCAAGUCUUUGCCGGUAACCCUGGUGCUUUUGGGAAAACAGAGCAGAAUACAGGCGUGUACCAUUAUGAAACCUAUUUACUUUGUAAAAGUGUUUGUCAAGAAUGGACGUAUUUGAUAGUGUGUCCAGUUUCUGUGUAAGGCUUCACACUUCUAGUGCCGACCUUGCCAGUGUCCUCUCGGUCUCCGAAUGAGGUUUUUACAUUCACUGUCUAAGUCAGUUAGUGUAAAUAACGGAAGUCGAGACCUAAUACAUGUUUGGGUGUCGUUUUAAGUCGGAAUACCGCCCGGUUAAUGGAAUAUCUCCCACCUUUCUUUUGGCGUGACGGUUUGUUAAUCCUGACACCACCGCUUCCUAUUUUGAAUCUUUACAUAACGUUUACAUGUCGACUUAUCCACUACCUUCGAUUUUAGGCACUGGCUCAUUGGUUGCUGCAGUCCGCGUUGCAUCUGGCAAAGAACCGGUAAUUUUUGGGAAGCCUAACAAGACCAUUUUCGACUUCAUUGUUGAGACUCGAAACAUAACUCCCGAGCAAACUAUCAUGAUUGGGGACCGGUAAGCCCGUAACUAUUAUUUUAAACUCAUAUACUGAAAUCUGUUCACGUUGUGUGAUCGAAGUUCAGUAACUCAAUCGUAACCGAACAAGUGUAGAGCUGCAGAGCGCUAGCAGUCUGUUCUUCUCCACUCUAAAUGCUAUCAAGCAUCAAGGAUACUUAAGUGAUUAAGGAUUUCAGCUAGUUAAACUAUUUACCGGACACGAUUGUCAAUAUUCGACGAAGUUCAUGUUGAGCGAUGUAACAUUUGAUUCUCCUUCAUCCACUGUGUACUGUAAUACCCACUUUGGUGCGUUAGAACUUUCCACUCUUCCAAAUUUUUCUUUUGGUCGUUACCCUCACCUGUGUGCUCUCCCAACGUAAGUUAAGCUAUUUUCAUGGCUAGGGUGCUGAACUAGACAUUUACUUCCGAGUCUAGCGCUACUUUUAGCAAAAACAAUGAGUACAGCUUAUCUCCCAAAUGUCUGGCACGUGCCCCUUUCCUGUGACCGGCAAACUCUCUCGAAACUUUUAUACAACCUAGUUCUGUGUUCUAUCGGACUUCCAGCACGUCCAUGCAUUCAGUUAUUGUGGCCACAUGGGCAGAUCGCGAUGCAAACGCAUGAUAUGCCUUAAGAGUGGUGGCUAAUCGAUGCGACACUUCUUUAUUUAAAAAAGCAUCUUCCCUGAGCAACAGUUCUGCGUUGCGCGGAUGUUUCAUAUCGGAUUGAAAGCAUUAGCAGUGGACGUCCUACUGGCUAACUACUAAACUUGUAUUUGCCGGUUUAUUUAAUUGCAUCUGUCAACGAAGAUAACCUCAUACCGUGGUCCGUGGACGGGUUAGGACUCGCGUCCACAUGUGCAACUCAUUUACUGAAGUUUGGGGGUUCGACCCGUCGUCCCAACUGAGGACAUAGAUCGAACAGCUUUCUGGUAGAUGUAGCUCUAAAUAAUUGUUGAACAACACCCUCAGAUUCUGUCCCGUUUUGCAUCUGCGUCUUGUGCCUCCAAACCAAAACGUCCCUGUGUGCAUGAUUGAGCCCUAAGGUAUACGAGUAACUGACUUCGCCGACUCCUCGUCCUGUGUAACUGUCAUCUUUUCAACGGCCCAAUAGAUACUCCACCUGCUUCGUCGUCGUUCUAGUUCUCACAGCAGUAGAUCAAAUCUUCAUCCGGCUAGUAGUACUUUUACUAGGUUUUUGAAGCGCACAAAGUGCAGCCCUUUACAAAGCGCGACCUGGUUAUAUGUCCUACAAGAGGUAACGUCACUGGCAUCGUGAAAACUGUAUACGUUUACGCUUUUUUGUUUCUCAACUCUGCGCAGACUCGACACAGAUAUCCUCUUCGCCAAUAAUUUCGGCCUACACUCCGCCGCCGUGAUGACUGGGGUGACAGAUGACGAGACGCUGGACAAAGCCCGCCGUGCCCAAGGCAAGGAACGCCUCCUGCCCGACAUCGUUUACCCCUCUGUAAUGGACCUUUAUAAGCAACUGGUGGAUUUGGACAAGAACCUCUACUAG
Messenger RNA from Spirometra erinaceieuropaei, 3355 nucleotides. The record is from the annotation of a GenBank genome assembly. Lineage: Eukaryota; Metazoa; Platyhelminthes; Cestoda; Diphyllobothriidea; Diphyllobothriidae.